AACAAGAAUCUUUUAAAGCAAGAAAACAUACAGUCAUGGUGAGAGUAGGGUUUACAAGAAGCUUUGUACUGCUAGGGUUUCUAUUCGUGGUCAUGCAUGGCACGAAAAGCUCCUUAGCACAAGCUCGUCAAGGGUUUCAGUCAGACAAAAAUGAUCUUGUUUUGCCCGUGCACAAGGAGCUUCUUGGGAGUGAUCUUCCAGCUUCCAGCGAGGGCAAACCGGGGAUAGAUGGAAGGAAAAUGAUGAUGCAUUAUGAAGCCCCAAGGAGCGCUGGUGGUGAGAAGAAACAAGUGCAAAAUGGAGGGACUUAUUCAGGGAUUUCAUCAGGAAAAAAUGAGCAUCCGUCCAAGAGGUCUCUCACAAGAGGAGCAGUCCCAUGUACUAAUCAGAAGAGUGGCGGGGGAAUCUCUAGGAGUGAGGGAGCAUUCCAUCCUCCAACGAGCGACACUUCUGAUGAGGCCAGCUCGGAUUGUCGUUCCCCAAUGUCUGACCAGCGCUUCUCUCGAGGAUCUUCUCCGACACUCGAUCCUCGUCAUCGUCAAGCGAAUCCGAUGGAAGCCGAAGCGAGGAGGCUUGUCGAAGUGACGGAGGACGAGAUCGCAAACCUCAUGCGCAAGGACUACAGAGGCCCUCCCAAGGCCAAGCGCAAGCCCCCCAUCAACAAUCGCCAGCCAUCAAAUUGAUCCAAUCGAAGCAUGAUCUUACGUUUUAUACUUAUAUCGGUCCUUAGGCCAUGACCCUCUAGAUUUAGGUACAUAUAAAUAUAGGUUUAGGCUCUCACAAUUUUGC
Molecule: messenger RNA, 789 nt
Organism: Eucalyptus grandis
Lineage: Eukaryota; Viridiplantae; Streptophyta; Magnoliopsida; Myrtales; Myrtaceae
Exons: 5
Coding region: 36-683 (215 amino acids)
Biological process (GO): regulation of root meristem growth
Molecular function (GO): growth factor activity
Source: RefSeq, a predicted model, not a curated record